AUGGCAAUACAUACCGGAUGUCUCAUUCGUGUAUUAUUUGUGUUAUUGGUAGUGUUUUUCUCAAUAUACUUUUUAUCUUCCCCUCUCACGAAUAUCAACAAUGAAUCAACUUUAGAUAAAGUUUAUUCGCCAUUAGAUCUACUUGAAGCGAGUCGUAGACGUCAACAAGAAUUAGAAACCGCCUUAGAAGAAACUCGUAUAGAAAUAACCGAUAAGCUUAAUAAAUUCUCUUUUCAUUCUUCAAUUCCAGGUUCAAAUAUUAAAACAAGUAAAGACUUGUUAAAAUUUAGGAGUUAUAUGGAAUGCGUUACAACAAAGGGGAAAUGGGUUUAUGAUGAUACACCGAGAGUUGUCCUCAUACAUAAACAAGAUCCCCUUUAUGGAAAAUGUGAUAGUGAUUUUACUCCUUUAAAUAAGAAUUCUUCGAUCGAAGAGAUAUGGAAUAAUGCUAGAAAUUCAAUAAAAUAUAAAUGGAAAACCCCCAACGAAUGCCCUUUACCAAGUUUCAAUAGAAAGGAUUAUUGUUCUUUGAUAGCCGGUAAAAAAAUUUUAAUAGUAGGAGAUAUAUUGUCACAUCAACUUCAUGAUUUAUUAAUAGAUUAUUUUCACGAUGGACCUGUUCAAUGUUAUGGUGUGAGAUCAUGUAAGGAUCAUAUUUUAUGCCCUUCUCCUUCUGAUGAUGAUAAAUUAUCCUCGGUAAUGAGAUACGCUCGUAAUGAUAUAUUAUCUGGUAAAACUGCUGAAAAUCUUGGUCGUCUUGAAAUGAAAUUUUUAGAACAACCUUGGACUCUUUAUGUUUCUCGUCACAAUGUGAUUAUCCUUAAUAAAGGACACCAUUAUCAAGAUGAUGCAACCUUUCGUUCCUCAUUUAUACAAAUAGUUAAACAUCUUCGCUCGAAGAACCCAGAUACUCUCUUAAUCUUCAGAUCGUCUACGAUAGGACAUUCAAAUUGUAAUGUUCCAAACAUUAAACCUUUAUUUAAUCCUUAUAAUGAUUACGAAUUGGAGCAUUUACCUUAUAAUUGGGGAGAAAUACAUAAACAAAAUAUGAUUGCUAAAGAAAUUAUUGAAGCUGUUGGUGGGGUUUAUUGGAAUAUAGAAAAUGUUAUGGAAACUAGAGUUGAUGAUCAUGUCGGUGGUCGAGAUUGUCUAAGAUGGUGUAUACCUGGUCCUUCUGAUAUUUGCUUUGAUAUUUGGAUUCCAUGA
Molecule: messenger RNA, 1206 nt
Organism: Funneliformis mosseae
Lineage: Eukaryota; Fungi; Glomeromycota; Glomeromycetes; Glomerales; Glomeraceae
Source: the annotation of a GenBank genome assembly